UAGUCAAAAAACUUUAGGUUCUGUCAAAUAUGACGUUAUGAGUUUGUGGAUUUUCGUUUAAAGAAAAAAUUAUUACUAAUUAGUUAUAUUGUUGGUAAAUUGAAAAGAUUAAAGUUAUUGUUACCAAAUUACCAUUAUAAUUAUUAAUUUGAGAUGACAAAGUUGUAAUUAAUACAUUUUAUAAAUUUGAAUAUUCUAGAUUACUUUUAUCAUGUCUAAGCAGAGUAAUGAUUGUUAUACAGAUAAUAUUAAGGUGAAGAUUUCUGAAAGAUAUAAACCCCCUCCUCGUAUAAAUGUAGCUGUUACUUAUGCACAGAGACUUACAUUGAAUAAGCAAAUUGAAGACAAUAUGCCAAAUUACGAAUUUUCUUUAGAAAAAACUGUUUUAAACAAGAUGGAAGAAUGGAAAGGGAUCAGGGCAGACUUAGUUCAAAAUAGAAAAGAUAGGUUAGCAAAAGCCAGGGAAGAUAUAAAUAAAAAGAAACAGGAACUAUCAGAAAAAGAGCAAGUAGAAGAAAUAGAGCUUAAGACUGUCAAUGAGGCUGAUAUGGCUACAUCAUGUAGUCAAAUAUUUGGAACAAAUAUAAAUCAAAAUUAUGAAAAUUACACAGUCAAUAAUAUACUUGUCCCUACCCAAAUUUCUAAGCAAACAAAUAUUUUAACACCUAUUCCAUUACAGAAUUAUAAUAGUAACCAAUCAUACAGUAACCAAAAUGAUAAAAGUCCUUUUAACAUCAAAGAUUUUGAAAAUGAUACUUCAAGUCCUUUUGACAAUAUGGAACUUAAAUCCAUUAAUGAUAUGGAGGAGCUUGCCCAGGUUCUUAAUAAAGACAAAAAAAAUCAUGAAGUAAAUACUCAAAUGUAUUCUAAUUAUCCCAGUGAUAGAACUAGUUCUGUUCAACCAACCUAUUCAAAUUACAUGAGCAAUCAGUAUUCAUACAACAUUCCAAACCAGACUUCGAAUUAUAUGCAUCCUGUAACAGACUACUCAAGAACUAAUGGCUACUAUUAUGAAAAUAAUCCAUUCCAGUCCCAGUACAUGUAUUCCAAACCAAGUACUGCAGAAUUUUACACACCAUUAUCAACAGGCUCUGCAGAUGUGAAGAAAACAAAUUGUAAGAGUGUACCAGAUAUAGUAAAAGCAUUAGAAAAUGAAAUUGAAAAUACACAUAUUAGUUCAUCUGUGCCUCAAGAUUCCUUCAUUAAACCAGACAAAGCUGUUCAGUCAGGCAGGCCUAAAAGUAUUGACGCCAUUUAUCCAAGGCCAAAAAUUAAGAAUGAAGCCUUAGAUGAUCCAUUUUUUAGGUUAACAAAACAACAACAAGAUAUGUGUAGGUCUAUAAGUUCAAUGGGAUUUCCACUUGAUAGGGUGGCUAGGAUUUGUCAAAUUAUGGGAGAUGAUCAAAAACAGGUCGUGGAUCACUUGUUAGCGUUAACAGAUUUGUUAGACUUAGGAUUUUCCGAGAAAGAUAUCUCAAAUGCUCUGCUCGAGAGUGACAAUGACAAGGAUAAAGCUUUGGAUAAACUGAUAUCAUAAACUUAUAUUUUUUUAUGGCUGUGCUGUAUCAUAAUUUUUAUGCUGAAAAUGUAUUGUGAUUUAUAUUUAUUUGUAAAUAAUCAUUUGUACCCACUUCAAAA
Messenger RNA from Psylliodes chrysocephalus, 1638 nucleotides. NCBI's taxonomy places the organism in Eukaryota, Metazoa, Arthropoda, Insecta, Coleoptera, Chrysomelidae. The record is from the annotation of a GenBank genome assembly.